AUGAUUGUUUUGGAUUGGCUUGCUAAAUUACUUAAGCUUCCUGACAAUUUCCUUUCAACAGGGCAAGGUGGUGGGGUAAUACAGGGCACAGCAAGUGAAGCUGUUCUAGUUGUACUACUGGCUGCCCGUGAAAAAAAAGCCUGCCAGAUAGGAGGAAUUUAUCCAGAGAACUGUCGGGUGCUCAAAACAGAUUCUUCCACUGAAUAUGCUCUUUCUCCAGAUGCACUCAAUGAAGCAAUUGCAUGUGACAUUGCCACGGGUUUAAUCCCCUUUUUCUUAUGUGCUACUGUUGGUACUACUUCAUCUACAGCUGUGGAUCCUCUGCUUGCACUGGGAAAGAUUACUAAGAGUUAUGGAAUCUGGUUUCAUGUGGAUGCUGCAUAUGCUGGAAGUGCUUGUAUAUGCCCUGAAUUUCGCCAUUAUAUUGAUGGUGUUGAAGAAGCUGACUCAUUUAACAUGAACGCUCAUAAAUGGUUUCUAACUAACUUUGAUUGUUCAGCGCUCUGGGUUAAGGAUCGAAAUGCGCUGAUUCAUUCACUGUCAACAAAUCCUGAGUUUCUUAAAAACAAGGCUUCUGAAGGAAAUAUGGUUGUGGAUUACAAAGAUUGGCAAAUUCCUCUUGGACGCAGGUUCAGAUCAUUGAAACUAUGGAUGGUAUUACGACUAUAUGGUUUGCAAAAUCUGCAGUCUUACAUAAGAAACCACAUUGAAUUGGCUAAACAGUUUGAAGAACUUGUUGCUCAAGACCCUCGAUUUGAGGUUUUUGCCCCCAGGAAGUUUUCUUUGGUUUGCUUUCGCCUUGUGCCUCCUCAUAAUGAUAAAGAUUGUGCCAACAAACUGAACCACGACCUAUUGGAUGCUGUUAACUCAACUGGAAAAAUCUUCAUUUCCCACACAGUUUUAUCUGGCACAUACGUACUACGCGUAGCAGUAGGAGCUCCAUUGACAGAAAAGAGGCAUGUAAUUGCAGCGUGGAAGGUUUUGCAAGAUGAGGCCUCUGCCUUGUUAUGUUGUGGUUAG
This is a messenger RNA of Ilex paraguariensis (yerba mate), 1020 nucleotides long. The record is from the annotation of a GenBank genome assembly. NCBI's taxonomy places the organism in Eukaryota, Viridiplantae, Streptophyta, Magnoliopsida, Aquifoliales, Aquifoliaceae.